AUGCGCCUCGGCGGAGUUGCUACAGGACAGCACUUGCCCUUUGCAGCGCUAUGUGAGUUGCACAUACCCCUCGCCAUCCGCGUCGCUUUCUUUGUGUCUCCCCGCUUCGUCAGGAGCCUCUUUGGCUUUUACGCCUUGCGAUGCUUCGACGUCUCACCGUCUUUGGGCCUCCGCGGCGUCCGCUUCCUCGCGAGCAGCAGAGCAGCUGCAUCUCGUCUCGCGUCGCUGCGCCUGGCCUUCGUGCUUCCCUUUCUCAACCUUUCAGUCGUCCGCGUCGCGCUCACAUCUCUCUCUGCCUUCCGAUCUUCCGCAAAACGUCUCUCUUUGCCGUCGCUGGCGGUCAGUCAGCUCUCUCGGCCGGAGCUCUCGAGUGGCGCGUCUGCCUGCUGCCCCGCGGUUCUUCUCGGCUGUCUCCCACCCCGUCCUGACGCUCACAGAACGCGCGCCGAAGAAGUCAUUGCAAAGGCAGAGUUCAUCGCCCUCGAUGUUGAGCUAACGGGUCUGCACGUCAAACACGAGAAGUAUCUGGGCGUUGAGCGCUGCUACGAAGCGCACUGCGAAGGCGCGCGCAACUUCUUGCCCGUGCAGCUCGGUCUCUGCGCGGCGCGACGAGCGAGCCCCGCCGAGCCGCAUCGGUGGAUUCUGACGCCUGCGAGCGUGUAUAUGUUCCCUCGGGAGGCGCGGCUUUUUCAAGCGUCCACGGCAACUCUCACAUUUCUUCGAGAAAACGGAUUCGACUUCAACGAGUGGCUCGACCAGGGCAUCCCGUUCCUCCGCGCCCAGGAGGAGAAGGAAAAACGUCAGGCCCUGCAGACGCGCAUAGACGACCUCGAUCAUCUGAUACAGACGCGGGGGAAGGGGACGGCGGCACGAGACGCGCCCGAGGGCUCUGCCGCUUCGCCCUCUCUCUUGGAAACUGCAUCGCCUGAAGAUUCGGAGCUGGCGGCCUCGGUGCGCGCAUCGAUUCGCGAGUGGCUCGCUAGCAAGCGCCGCGAGCCUCUGCACCUUCCCGUCGAGAGUCCGCUUCACCGUCUGCUGCUUCACUCGCUCGUCGCCUCGGAGUUCCCUUCUCUCUACUCGCUCUCCGUGAAACUCGGCGACCGCCGCGUGCUGGCAAUUUACCAAUCUGAAGAAGAAGUCUACGAGGAGCAGCGCCGGGGCCUCCUGGAGGACAUCCAGAGAGUGGAAGAGCUGCGAGGCGUGCGGCAGCUGCUGGACGAUGUGUCGGACCACAAGCUCGUCGUGAUUGGACACAACUGCUUCUACGAUUUUCUGCACAUCUUCCAGACUCUCUACGCCGACCUGCCCCAAUCGCUCUCUGAAUUCAAGACGACCUGGACGCAUUUGUUUUCGUCGACGUUCGAUACCAAACUGAUUGCCGAGUCCCACGACGCUCUGGCGCCUUUGCAGCCGCCUGCGACCCUUAAAGGGCUGUGUGACUUCAUGGCCGCGCUCGCCGCCGCCACCAUGCAGUCUGCAGACUCGAAAGGCCGGCGAGAAGAGAGAGACGCUUCCGCGUCGCCGCUGGGAGCUCCGGAAAGUCUCGAGUUUCAACUGGAACUGCUUCCAGGCACCAAGUGGACGCUUCCACCGGCUCUCCAGCCUCUGGCUGUGCCCCCGAUUUCUCUCUCGGCGCUGCUCUCGGAGCCUGCGCCUGGCGACCCUUCGGCUUCUCCGCCGAAAUUGUCUUCUUCAUCUGCCUUGGAGGAAAGCUCGGAAGGGGCGGCGACGGAUGAAGCGGCAGGCAUGAGCGAAGAGCGAGCCGGCAGGAGUGUGGUAGCCGCAGCAGGGAGCGGAGUUCAGCAAGUCAUGCAGGGAGAGGAGGGAAAGGAGGGAGGCGCCGCUCGCUGCUCGAAAGAGCCUGAAGAGGAAGAUUACUCGCACGAUGCCGGCUACGAUAGCAUGAUGACUUCCGCCGUCUUUCUUCUUCAACUCGCUCACGUUCUCCCUCGCCACGGGCUCAAGUGGGAAAACCUUCAGUUCAGAACUGAUGGCGCUACGGGACGCACGCUAGGCGUGAGGCGACAGGGACUUUUGGCUGCCCUCGGAAGUCCCAAAAAACUCGCGAGUGAAGAGAGCAGAGCGAGCCGUGGCCGAAACGCCGAGCCAGACAAACGAGCAACCAGCAAGACUCCCUCUCAUGGCCUAAGUGCGUCCGAAGAGCUUCAAGCGAGAAUGGACGCCGCUGCGAAACGCAAAGGCAUCGCGGAUCUCCUUCCGCUCUUUGUCAAUCGAAUUCGGCUCUCGCGGUCGCAGCCUUCGUCGAUCAACUUGGGAGGUCAAGACGAGCAGCUGCAGCAGCAGAAGCGCUUGCUGCUCAUGCGAAAUCAUCCGACGCACUGGAAGAAGUGGGAACUCAUGAAAAUCUGGUCGCCAGUCUGGGUUGACGUGCAACCCGUUGACAACUCGACAUCCUGGAUCGUCGUGCGAGACGAAGAAGACAUGCAGAACAUCUUGACCAUCUACGAGAUGCUGCGCGAGCCAGAGUUCGAGCUGUUGAAUUACGACCAGUACCGGGCUCUACAGCAACAGCAACAGAGGUCGUAG
Messenger RNA from Besnoitia besnoiti, 2547 nucleotides. RefSeq names its product CAF1 family ribonuclease. The transcript has 13 exons. Gene Ontology annotation, cellular component: cytoplasm. The record is from RefSeq and is a predicted model, not a curated record. Gene Ontology annotation, molecular function: RNA binding; 3'-5'-RNA exonuclease activity. The coding region runs from base 1 to 2547 and encodes 848 amino acids. Lineage: Eukaryota; Apicomplexa; Conoidasida; Eucoccidiorida; Sarcocystidae.